Caenorhabditis auriculariae is the source of this 2294-nucleotide messenger RNA. The record is from the annotation of a GenBank genome assembly. Lineage: Eukaryota; Metazoa; Nematoda; Chromadorea; Rhabditida; Rhabditidae.
AUGGAUUCUCUGCUACGAAAUGGAUCUUAUUUUGACAAGAAGAAGGUUGGUUUUUGAAAAACAUGAUUUAAAUUUUUAGAAGUAAGUAAGGCUUCUUCCAUAGUUAUUAAGUGUUCUCGAACGAAUGAAAUUGUUUGACAGCAAUAAAUACUUGGAAUUAUUUUUAAAAACCUUUUUUACCUUCAAGAAACAGUUACGUUGCGGAAGCAGGAACACGGAAUUAUAAGACCUUGUUUUGUCUUUCGGAUCUUUUAUUUUUAGCUGCUGUCGAGUCGAACGUGCAUUCCGUUUUUAUAUAAUGAAUUAUAACUUUUAACUUUUUUUUUCUCUGACGCUUACAAAGCCGUUUAUUUUCCAGGCCUCUUAAAAAUUUUCUACUUCAUGUUAUAGAAUAAAUUUCCACGGAAGUGGUUUUCAAAAUUGUCUCCGUGUCUUGAGAACCAUGUUAGGGCUUGUCUUCUACUACUUAACCUGCUACACACGUCGAUUGAAGGUGGCCGAAGAGCUUGUGGUGAGACACGGACUCUACGUGACUUGCGGCGUCUUCAUCGUCAUAGCCAACGCCAUUUGCAUCGUCGUUUUCAACUCGACGAGAGAAUUCCGCAGCCGAUUCCUUUUUUUCACACUUCUCUCUUUUUCUGAUACGGUAAAUUGUUGUUGAGAACAACAUUCUUUGAAAAAUUUUUCCUUCACUUUUCACGAAAAUUGCAGGUUAAUGGGGUUUCAUUCAUUGUGACAGGCCUCGAAAGAAAUUCGGUCAUUUUGGAGGGCCUCUUUUUCACGCCAACAACUAAUUUCGAAUGUCUCAUUAAAAAGUCCUGGCCUUUUCUUCUUCUUCUCGGAGGUUUGACAACAAAAAAGCAAAUUUUAAAUCACGUUGAAAUUUGGACCUAACUUGAAAUUUAUGGGAUUCUUAAAAACAAAGAUUACCAAGUUGAUCUAAAUCUUAUUAAGUUUUAUUCAGUGUAUUACAUCACGAUCGCGAAAAAAAAAACUUUUGGAGACUUUGACUUCUUGCUCAAAUUUCGAGAGUUGAAGAGACAAUGCAUCGAACAUCAGACUUAUUUUGUUUUUCGGAAGGGUCUGAUUUCUUUGCAGUCUACUCUCUCUGAACUGUUAACUGUUAAGGAAGAGAAGACCGCAAAGAAAUCAGACCCUUCUUAAGACUUAACAAGACUAUCAUUUAUGUUCUUUUUUUUUUCAUAAUUCUAUGACUUUAUUGGUGAAGGAUGAGCACUUAGUCAGAAAUAUUCAAGUCGUGGCAAAUGAAAUAUACGUUAUAAUAUUGAAGGAAAAUGUUGUUUUAGGACAGCUUCCGGCUAUUUUCAACACACUUUUGGCUUUGGAACGAGUUAUAGCGGUGACGUUCAUGUCGUGGUACCGUAACGUCUGGGGAGCAAGGCAUCGCGUAUUUCUGGCCGCAUUGGGAAUGGCUUUCUGCUUCGUGGGUUUUGAAAUACAGAGAUCAUUUCAAAGCCAUUUCGACAAUUAAAAAUUUUGUUUUUAACCUAUUUUCCCUUCACUUUUUUUCCGUCUCUCAGAGUAGGUUAUGAAAAUUUCCGCAUUUUCCAUUUUCUUCAAUUCGAUGUUGGUUUAUUUUUUAAAAUCUGAUAAAAAAGAGGUAUUAAUGUUGCGUAAUUUAAUGUUAAGUAAUUUUUUGUAUUGAUUUGUGACAACUCCAAGAAAUAUCAUAAAUGGACUUUGACGUGUGCAAAUCGCUCUGACAUCGAGUCUGUUUCACAGGUUUUGAAUGCCCUUGCACUAUUGGCAGCAUACCAGUCUCCCACCCUGAACCACGACCAAAUGUGCGGAGUCAUGGACGCUCUCGGCCAUUUCUACGGAGCCAUUCAUUUCAUCUGGAUCGCGUUCGCCUAUUUCCUUUCCUUCUGUGUGAUCUGUCUGCUCUACUGGCACACCUCCAAAAGCAAGGCGAGAAUAUUCUUUUGCUCUUUCAAUCAACCGAGAUUUCCAGAUGCUCAAACGUUCGGAGAGAAGAAAGCAGUUGGCAGUUCUCCUGCUCACCGGCGGAUCCGUUUUUUUGGUCUCACUUCCUAACCUGACCAUCGUCCUUGACGAGUGGUAUCCCAUGAAGUUCAACGUCUUGUUCGUUGGUAUCCUCGCUUUUUCUGGUCAGAACAUUUUUUUUCUUUUCAGGAGUCGCUUAUUGUUUUUACGGACUGCAGUCUUGCGCAACUCUACCUAUAUUUUACUGCUUCCGUUCAGAAUUCAGAAGCCGUCUACGAUCCAUUUUGUCCACGUCAGGAGCCUCACCUCUUUCAAAAGUUUGUCGAUGA